CAAUAGUCUCCCAACAGCAUUUCUAUUUUUUAUUUUUUUUGAUUUUGGGUCGGAGUAGAUUCAACAGUGAGGACAGGUUCUUUGCUUGGAGUGAGUGCGAGUCAAAAUCUGGAGUGGGAGGGUUUGAGCGAAGAAAUUGAAAUGUCUCAGACGAAGAAACUGACGCCGAAUCUGGAUCAGCAGUCCACGAAGGUGCUGAAUCUGACGGUGCUCCAGCGAAUCGAUCCAUUCAUCGACGAGAUUCUAUUCACCGCCGCGCAUGUCUCUUUCUACGACUUCAACAUCGAAAGCAACCAGUGGAGUCGUAAGGAUGUUGAAGGAUCUCUCUUCGUCGUCAAGAGGAAUUCACAACCGCGGUUUCAGUUUAUCGUAAUGAAUCGACGAAAUACAGAUAACCUAGUAGAGAAUCUAUUGGAUUUUGAAUAUGAACUUAAAAAUCCGUACCUAUUAUAUCGGAAUGCAGCUCAAGAAGUUAAUGGUAUUUGGUUUUACAAUCCAGACGAAUGUGAAGAAGUUGCAAAUCUCUUUAACAGGAUACUUAACGCGUACCCAAAGGCACCUCCUACUACAAUAAUGCCUGCUAACAAAAGUGAGUUUGAGGAACUUCAGCCAGUUUCAACUAUACCGGAAAGCCCUCUAGAGUCAUCUUCAGCUGCUUCUGCAACUGAUGCUGUUGAAGAUUCUGUAUUUACAAACUUCUUCAGCACAUCGAACAUUGCUGGAAAAUAUGCUUCCAAUGUAGAAAAUUUUAGACAGCAUUCUGCAACUAUCACUUCUACUGCUCCUAGCAGUUUAUUGUCUCCUGCACCUACCAUGCAAAAAAUACCAUCUGCCUCUCAUUCAACUUCAUCUAUCUCUGGCUUCCCCCUUGACUCUCUUGAAACAAUCAAGAGUGGCCAUCAAGUCCUUAAUCUUGUUAAGCCUUCUACUUUUUUGGCAUCGACUUCAUCUUCACUGUUAGUUCCACCUAUUUCUUCAUCUGUUCCCCCUAGUGCUGUUGUUCAUCAUUCACUGAAUCUGCCACACCAAUAUGGCACUCCAGUACUUCAACCUUUCCCACCCUCUAAUCCUCCUCUUUCUCUUACACCUCCUAUUUCGAACUCUACUCCAGAUAGACCUGUUGUCAGCAGGGAUAAAGUUCGUGAUGCGCUUUUAUCGUUGGUUCAGGAUGAUCAAUUUAUUGACAUGAUGUUCCAGGCAUUACUGAAGGUGAAUUAUUGAUGAGUAAUCAAAACUCAAGGUUGGAUGGAAACUGCAUAUAAAAUUAGUUCUGUAUAUAGUAGUUACACACCGACACAUCUAACAGGAGGUGUAACUUAGUAUAGACAUCCGUCCGUCUUUAGCUUUAGCCACAAGUUUGCAUAAUGCAUCCAUAAUGGCCAAUUCCACAAUAUACUAACAAAUCAUAUGGUGCAUUAAUACACUUUAUUACCUUCACCACUGAAUUUGUGUGUACACGUGGACAAGUUAUAAUAAGAGAAAACAAUGGUGAAAAUAUAGAAUGCUUUUAAUUGCUAUGUUGAUAUAACGAUUGCUCAACGUGUACACACAAAAAACUGAUGGUGAAAGUACUGUGUAUUGUUAUACUGUGACUAGUGUAUUGUAGAAAUAGCCGUCUUUAUCUGCACAAUGAUGAGUGCUUCGAUGUCAAUGUCGUGUUAUCCCUUUGUUGUACUUGUGUUUUUAAAUACAAUCGUGGUUCUGUCGAUUAUGUCUAUGCAUAAAGUCGUGUAGUCUUUCUAUCACUAAUUAAGAUGCAUGUACAAUUCCAUGCUUAGCAUGCACUUAGAUUUAAAUAAAUAAAUAAAGUUUUAUAAGUCAA
This is a messenger RNA of Cajanus cajan (pigeon pea), 1822 nucleotides long. RefSeq names its product mRNA-decapping enzyme-like protein. Gene Ontology annotation, molecular function: enzyme activator activity; mRNA binding. Gene Ontology annotation, biological process: deadenylation-dependent decapping of nuclear-transcribed mRNA; deadenylation-independent decapping of nuclear-transcribed mRNA; positive regulation of catalytic activity. The record is from RefSeq and is a predicted model, not a curated record. Lineage: Eukaryota; Viridiplantae; Streptophyta; Magnoliopsida; Fabales; Fabaceae. Gene Ontology annotation, cellular component: P-body.